Molecule: messenger RNA, 2711 nt
Organism: Tympanuchus pallidicinctus (lesser prairie-chicken)
Lineage: Eukaryota; Metazoa; Chordata; Aves; Galliformes; Phasianidae
Gene: FANCG
Product: FA complementation group G
Exons: 10
Coding region: 1139-2299 (386 amino acids)
Biological process (GO): interstrand cross-link repair
Cellular component (GO): Fanconi anaemia nuclear complex
Molecular function (GO): protein binding
Source: RefSeq, a predicted model, not a curated record
UGAAGGAGGUGGUCACCCUUGUCACUCCCUCCCCUGCUCAUUUGUCCCAGCACACCCUCCUCUCACCCACCUGCUGCUGUUGUUUUGGUUGCUCUUCCUAAGCAUGCCAGCCAUUGGGCUUUUCUCUUCAGAAAAGAGCCUGGACUCAGUCUUUAGGCCUAAGCUUGGUAUCCGGUGUUUCUCUGAUUUUUCUUCCAGCUAAGACUCCCUCUUCUUCAGCCUGCCUUGUGACUUAGCUUGGUGUAUGGGAUUCACAGUGACCUUGUAAAAAAUAGAAGGCUGACAGGGGGCUUUAUUUUGUCUUUAGUUGCCUGACUUUUUGUGAGUAUAUUGUUCCUUCUGAUUACAAUGCUGUGAGAGACAUGCAAAGCUAUUGUGCAACCUUGUCAUCUCAUAUUUCAGUAGAUAAUUAUUUAAUUUUAUAGAGCAGAAUUUAUAGAAUGGUAUGGGUUGGAAGGAACCCUAAAGAUUAUCCACUUCCAACCUCCCUGCUGUAGGCAGGGACACCUUCCACCAGGUUGUCUAUAGCUCCACUCACCUUGGACACUCCUGGGCUUCUCUAAGCAACCUGUUCCUGUGCCUCACUAUUGUCUGAGUAAAGAAUUUCCUCCUAAUGUCUAAUUUACAUCUACCCUGCUUUAGUUUAAAGCCAUUAAUAUUUCUAUCACUGUGAUCUAGGAAAAAUGCCUUCCUCCAUCUUUCCUGCAGGCCCCAUUUAGGUACUGGAAGGCCACAGUGAGCCUUCUCCAGGCUGAACAAUCCCAGCUCUGUCUGUCUUCACUACAGGAGAGGUGCUUCAGCUAUCUGAUCAUCCUUGUGGCCUUCCUGUUCCAGCAGGUCUGCAUCCUUGUGCUGGAUGCCUCAGACCUGGAUGCAGUACUGCAGAUGGUGUCUCACAAGGGCAGAGCAGAAAGGGACUUCCUUUCCCUGUUGGCCACUCCUGUUUUGAUGCAGCCCAGAAUCCAGCACAGCUGGACCCAUAGGAUUGCUUCCUUUGUGAGAGUAGAUCUGGUUGCAAGAGCUGGAGGCAGGAAACCUCCCCACUACCCUUUGCCUUCUCCAGGAAGCUGCAGGAGGAUUCUGCUCCACGAGGGUCCUGGCCCAGAUCUACGUCUGCCUUGGCUGCUGUGCUCAGAGAAUGGGCAAGCCUCAGACAGCACUUCAGCACCUGAAGCGGGCCCUCCAGGUAGACUUCCAGUGCCAUCCUGCCCUGUCUCACACUGCAGCGGUGUACCAGGAGCUGGGGGAGACAGAUGCAGAGCUGCAGGCCCUAUCUCUACUCUAUGAGGCUCUGGAAAAAAACUCUCCAUCAGCUACUUCCACUAAUCCAUACUUCCUAAUCCAAGCAGAUCUCCUUGUCAACACACAAAUGUUAACUUCUCUCCUUCGCCAUCACCACCCCUCUGAAGUGAAAUACCUGUUGGCACAAAGGUGUCUCCAGGAUGGGAGGGUGGCUGAUGCAGUGGAACAUUACCUGGAUUUUCUGGCUCUGCUGCAGGAGGGACUGCAGCAACAGGUUCCCCUAGAUAGUGGCUCACCUCUGCCUAGGAUCCCUGAGGUGUUCCUGGAAGCAGCAUCUGCCUUGGAGCAAGAUGGAAGGUAUCAGGAUUCAUUAACAGUGUGUGAUGAGGUCAUCAGCAGGACAACUCACCUAAUCCCACAGAUAGUACAAGUUGAGGAGAAGCUGGAACAGCCAGAGCGCGCAUCAAUGGAGACUGGGCUGGCUGGUGGGCUCCUGUCUCAGAAGAGAGAGAGUCUGUUCUGCCUCAUGUGGAGAGCAGCUGCUUACCUGCACCAGGGCUGGGCAUGGACUAAGCUUGGCAAAGGCAAGGAGGCCAUAAUGCAAUUCAGCAGGUGCCUCAACGACCUCUUGCGAUUUCAGCCAUGUGGGCGUGAUGUUGAACCAGCAGAGAGUCUACUGCCAGAAGUGAAGGUUCUCCAGAAGAUCAGGUUGCUUUCUCUGAUUGGGCGUGGGAUACAGUUUUUGGAGCAGGAGAGGCACAAGGAAGCCUUGCUGGAUUUUCAGCAUGGCUUGCAGAUCUCACCAGAUGACACCACUGCUGCCUUCUACCUGGUGCAAGUCCUGUGGAAACUGAACCGAAAACAAGAGGCUGCUGAUUACUGGCAGAAGUACUUGGAGAGCCAUGCUGGGGAAGAUGGGCAGCAGGAAAGGCAAGGAAGGUCCUUCCCUUUGUACCUGGACUCAUGUCUGAAGCAGGCAACCUUUUCAAAGAAUGAAUCUCUUGCUAGAUGCAUACAGGAUUACCUCAGGACCACAAGGCAGGAUUCGUCAAGAUAGUCCAAUCUACUCAUUGCCACCUGCUGAAGUUUUCCAGUUUUGCAGCCUUCCAGGGUGGCAUGAGGUCCUUAAGGACUCCUGCAAGACUCAAAGCAACUUUUGGACGAAGGUGGUUUCCCAAAAGUCUGAAACAGAAGGACAGCCUCAGAUCUAUUUAAUUUAUGUAAAUUCUUCUGGGACUUCUUUUCUCACAGUGAAGAUCAUGGUCUUGAUACUGCUGGCACAGCUGUGAGCCUGAGGAAUAUGUCCUGGGAGUGUGGGAGAUGAGUGGAGAUACCCUUGCUCUUUUGGAGUUAACAUCAGCUGUGCUGCUGUACCAUGAUGAAUCCUGCUCUGUGCUCCCUGCUGCAAGGAGCUGAUGGCAAAGCUGGACAUUCUUAUAAAAUAAAGGGUUGUCAGAUGCCCUGUUUUA